AACCAUCCACUGUUUGCGAGCACAACUUCUGUGCUUUUCUACCAUUUCUUUGAUUCAUUAAUUACACGUAUACAUCUCUAAAAGCCUGUCCUGACAAGUCGAUCUAAAAUGGCGAGUGAUCGAACCUGGUCAACCGGCGUCUUUGACUGUAGCUCUGACUGGCAUAGCUGUUGUUUGACAUGCUGGUGUCCAUGCGUUGCUUUUGGCCGCAUCUCGGAGAUUCUAGAUAAAGGAUCAUCCUAUUGUUGCGUAAAUGGGACGCUUUAUACACUGCUCGGUAUUUUACAUGUUUCUUCUCCUUUUCGACCCUUCUAUUCAUGCUGUUAUCGUACAAAACUGAGAGAGCAAUACUUGUCGGGGGAGAAUCAUUGUAAUGACUUUUGGAUUCAUUGCUUCUGCCAUGGUUGUGCCUUAUGCCAAGAGUAUCGUGAGCUCCAAAAUCGCGGUUUCGACAUGUCUGCUGGAUGGAAAGGGAAUCCGCACAUGCACAAUAAAGCAGUGUCGAUGGCUCCAGUUGUGGAAGGAGAGAUGAAGCGUUAGUAUGCUGGAAGAUUUGCUUUGUGUAUUGUGUUCUGCACGGUCCAUGUUUGACAAGUUGAAGUCACAAGUUGUUAGUGAUAAAUAAAAAAAAAUUAAAGUCAAUAGAAUAAAUUUAUAUUAGAAUCAAUAAAAGCUUAUGAAGUCAACCAUUGUAAAAAAAGUUCCAAAAAUUGUUGUGUUAUGUGUUGUGUUUGUAACAGUAUUUCCCGCAAGUUUGUUUUUGAGUUACUGUGGUAACUUUAUUUAUGUGGUACUCUAGCUUUUAAUGUUGAAUUAAUAUUAAAUAAGUAACCAUGCAGAACGCUA
This is a messenger RNA of Quercus robur (English oak), 846 nucleotides long. RefSeq names its product cell number regulator 2-like. Lineage: Eukaryota; Viridiplantae; Streptophyta; Magnoliopsida; Fagales; Fagaceae. Bases 109 to 540 code for a protein of 143 amino acids. The record is from RefSeq and is a predicted model, not a curated record. The transcript has 4 exons.